Beta vulgaris subsp. vulgaris (sugar beet) is the source of this 1778-nucleotide messenger RNA. Its product is annotated as ATP sulfurylase 1, chloroplastic. Gene Ontology annotation, molecular function: adenylylsulfate kinase activity; sulfate adenylyltransferase (ATP) activity. Gene Ontology annotation, biological process: sulfate assimilation. Lineage: Eukaryota; Viridiplantae; Streptophyta; Magnoliopsida; Caryophyllales; Amaranthaceae. The record is from RefSeq and is a predicted model, not a curated record. Bases 79 to 1488 code for a protein of 469 amino acids. The transcript is spliced from 5 exons.
UUGAGAUUGAAGCACCUGAGGCUUGGGCAAACAGCCAGGCCAAACUUAAAAAAAGCACCUUGAGAAGAAGAUCAAAACAUGGCUUCCAUGGCUUCCCUUUUUACCAAAACCCCAAAACCCACCAACUCUUUGUCAAAAGCAACCCAGACCCAAUUCCUUCCAUCCUUCCAUGUCUCCCUUCCAUCAAAGAAACCACGUUUUGGCAAUCAAAACCGGCUCCAAGUGAAGUCGGAGUUGAUUUCACCCGACGGCGGAAAGCUUGUGCAGUUGGUUGUGGAAGAAGAUUUGAGGAGAGAGAAAAAGAGAGAAUCCUUUGAGUUACCAAGGAUCAAGCUCUCUACAAUCGAUCUUCAAUGGGUUCACAUCCUUAGUGAAGGAUGGGCAAGCCCACUUUCUGGUUUCAUGAGAGAAAAUGAGUUCCUCCAAACGCUUCAUUUCAAUUCACUCCGACUUCAUGACGGAUCCUUCGUCAAUAUGUCGGUGCCGAUCGUCCUCGCCAUCGAUGAUGUUGCGAGGAAUCGGAUUGGCGACUCCAACCGGGUCGCUCUGUUUGACCCCAAUGGGGUUGAGCCCGUUGCAAUCAUCAAUGAUAUUCAGGUAUACAGGCACAACAAAGAAGAGCGUGUCGCAAGAACUUGGGGUACCACUGCUCCUGGUUUGCCUUACGUUGAGGAAACAAUAGCCAAUGCUGGAGACUGGUUGAUCGGAGGGGAUUUAGAGGUUCUAGAGCCUAUUAAGUACAAUGAUGGUCUUGAUAGAUUCCGCCUGUCUCCCGCUAAGCUCCGCGAGGAGUUUCUCAAGCGUGAUGCCGAUGCUGUCUUUGCUUUCCAACUUCGGAAUCCAGUGCACAAUGGCCAUGCGCUGCUAAUGACUGACACACGUCGUCGGCUUCUUGACAUGGGGUAUAAGAACCCCAUCCUGUUGCUUAAUCCACUUGGAGGCUUUACCAAGGCAGAUGAUGUUCCACUCCAUUGGCGCAUGAAGCAACAUGAAAAGGUGCUCGAAGAUGGUGUGUUAGACCCAGAGACGACUGUUGUUUCGAUAUUUCCUUCUCCUAUGCACUAUGCUGGUCCAACUGAGGUACAAUGGCAUGCAAAGGCUCGCAUUAAUGCUGGGGCCAAUUUCUACAUUGUCGGCCGCGACCCUGCUGGCAUGGGUCAUCCUGUUGAGAAAAGAGAUCUGUAUGAUGCUGACCACGGGAAAAGGGUCCUUGGCAUGGCUCCUGGACUUGAGCGUCUCAACAUCCUACCUUUUAAGGUUGCUGCUUAUGAUACGACUCAAGGCAAAAUGGCAUUCUUUGAUCCAUCAAGGCCUCAAGAUUUUGUGUUCAUAUCAGGCACCAAGAUGCGAACUCUUGCAAAGAACAAAGAAAAUCCUCCUGAUGGAUUCAUGUGCCCCGGGGGAUGGAAGGUGUUGGUGGAUUACUAUGACAGUCUUGUUUCCUCUGAGAAUGGCAAAAUUCCUCAACCUGCUGCUGUAGCUGUUUGAUAAGCUCCUCAUCUGCGAUUUUCGGAAACUCUUUCGUGUGGGAGAAACAUUUAUGCUUUUAAGUCUCCUGUUGAUAUUUGUCUCAGAAUCUUUGUAAAGUUUUCUGUUUCUCAUUUUCUCGGACGAUGCCCUCUACAGUGUAGGGGACCUGAGCAUUUGCUCCCCUACCCUAAAGCUUGUGGAAGCAUUUCAAGGACGAAUAUGCAUCGUCCUGGUUAAAAGCUUGCACGAGCUAUUGUAACAAGAUUGGAAUGUAGAGUGUAUGAAACGUGGUGAAGUGUCGGGCUGUA